AUGGGUCCAAAACGUGUCCUGAUUACAUACGGAGUAGAUGUCGAUGCCGUGGCCGGUUGGCUCGGUUCCUACGGAGGCGAGGAUUCUACAAACGACAUUAGCCGGGGAGUAUGGGCUGGAACAGUUGGUACUAGACGUCUAUUGAAGAUGUUUGCUAAGUAUAACAUCAAGACGACCUGGUUCAUUCCCGGUCACUCGCUGGAGACUUUUCCCGAAGACAUGGCCGCAGUGCGGGAUGCAGGACAUGAGAUUGGAUUGCAUGGCUACUCCCACGAAAACCCGACCGACAUGAGCAUUGAGCAACAGCGCGAUGUCCUCGAUAAGACCUAUCGCAUGUUGACCGAGUUCGCGGGCAAGCCACCACGAGGCAGUGUUGCACCGUGGUGGGAGACCAGCCAGGAAGGUGCACAGCUGCUGCUCGACUAUGGUAUUGAGUACGACCACAGUAUGAGUCACGAGGACUGCCAGGCAUACUAUCUCCGAACGGGCGACAGCUGGACUAAGAUCGACUACAAGGAAAAGGCCGAGACUUGGAUGAAGCCGUUGGAGCAUGGUCCGCAGACUGGGCUGGUUGAGAUUCCCUCGAACUGGUAUAUUGACGACCUGCCACCGAUGAUGUUCAUCAAGAAAUCACCCAACAGUCACGGCUUUGUCAACCCGCGCGAUGUGGAGGAUAUCUGGCGUGAUCAUUUCGACUACUUCUAUCGCGAGUACGACGAGUUCAUCUUCCCUAUCACAAUCCACCCUGACGUUUCGGGAAGACCUCAUGUGCUUUUGAUGCACGAACGCCUCAUUGAGCACUUCAUGAAACAUGACGGUGUUGAGUUUGUGACCAUGGAGCAGGUGUGCGAUGAUUUCAAAAAGAAGAACGCGCCUCCACCCGGUGCUUUGAUGCCCGCUCCGGCUGGAGCAAUGCUCAAGAAAUGA
Penicillium atrosanguineum is the source of this 927-nucleotide messenger RNA. RefSeq names its product polysaccharide deacetylase family protein. The coding region runs from base 1 to 927 and encodes 308 amino acids. The transcript is spliced from 3 exons. Gene Ontology annotation, biological process: carbohydrate metabolic process. NCBI's taxonomy places the organism in Eukaryota, Fungi, Ascomycota, Eurotiomycetes, Eurotiales, Aspergillaceae. Gene Ontology annotation, molecular function: hydrolase activity, acting on carbon-nitrogen (but not peptide) bonds. The record is from RefSeq and is a predicted model, not a curated record.